CUUCGACACGGCGCGAUGCACUAUCAGUCCAACGACGAGAGCGAGCAAAACAGAAAGUACUUUCGUGCUCCUGUGUCCUGGCUGGUCGCGAACAUAAAGGCUUCAUUCCACUCUCGAGAUUGCAUUCAACAAGGUGUACUUUUCAUUACUUUUCUCGACACAAUCGGUGCAAGCCGUAUUUUUUUUCCUCCGAAAGAGCAAACCAAAGCACAAGGAAGAAUGGCGACGGUGGGCGUGAGCAGGGCGUCAGCAAGGAACCCCCCGCGCUGCUUGCAUUCGUACUAAUCAUCAACAUCAUCCUUGAAGUGUGUGCUAUUUUUAAAACUGUGAAUUUUCUGCCACUAACAGCGCCAUUAUACCCACAUCUAGCUGGAUCCCGUUGAAACACUUCAGGUGAAGCCGCGGGGAAGAUGGCAACAAAAAAAACAAGUUGAGCUAUUAGGGAGCCUGGUUGAAAUCAUGUGAAGAUGUUUUGAAGGUGGAGAUUACUCGCAAGACAUCAAACUAUUCGCCACUUCAGCGGCGAGAGGCAACCAGGGAAAACGAGCGUAAAUGCCAAAGGUCCUUCCUGCAUCUUCGGUGGAGUUUUCACAGUGUUUGUGUUGAAACAAAGAACACCGCGUUCCGUUUCGUUUGUGUCGUGAAAGGAAAACGAAAACCCACUGAUAGCAGUGUUUAUCGCUGGCAAGAAGCAAAAUCAUGUUCGGCUUUGUUGUGUGACAAAUUUUUGAUAAAAACAAAUCGGGAUUUUGUUUGGGUGGUGGAUGGAAAGUGGUUGUUCUCGCAGAGAACGCUCGAUACUUUGUGAUGUCCACUUUUUGGACUGAUUAGGCUGCUUUGCUUAGGGCCGAGUAACAAGUGAUAAUCGAUUUUUCCCAGUGAUUCAUCUCUGCCUGAUGGUCGGCUAAUGAUGCUGAUAGCUAUAUGUUCGUUGCGAAUAACGUUAUCCACAAAUUUGCCAAUGGAUGGCAGGAUGGCGCAACAGGAUACCGGAAGUGUACCAAACAGUGAUCGCGAGUGUACUCUCAGUUGGCAGUAAUCAGAAGUCAAUCGAAGCGCGAUGGUGUUUGAUGCAUACGAUGCAGUUUUGCAAACAACAAUUAUUUUACAAUAGUUCCGACCAGCACUGAGCUGAGCGCCCUUGUCCGCUGAAAUGACUCGGGGUGCAUUGGCUAAUUUUUUACACCAUCAUCAACACUACCAUGGGAAGCAGUCCAUGGGUAGCAUCAGUAGUCAGCAACAGUUGCAGAUGCUGCAUCACGUGCCGAAGAAACGAAAGAUGAGUCUGGCCCAGCUAAAGCUGAACCGAAGAAGGCUGUACCUCUGCCUCAAGGUGAUGCUGCUGUUUGUAGUGUUUGGGCUGUACUUUGUGCUGCUGCUGCGGGAAUCGAUGACGGCGUUUUCGACCGUACGGAGUAAAAGCGUCGGGAAGAGUGAUUUGCAACGCAAAUCACCGAUAGAAGCCCGACCGGGCAAGAGCAGUGUCCACAAGCAUCACCUACAUCACCAUCAAUCACCGCUUGCGGCGGCAGUGCAGAGGUCUUCCCAGGACAACGCCGAAGGCGUCCACCAUCCGGCAAAUCAUUCAACUCUGAAUCCGGUGUAUGAGUACUCGGAGGAGAUGAACGCAGCCGCCGAAGCGGAUUUCAACGAGCGCCGCUCGGUGCUGUGGAAUAUCUGCGCCGAGCAUCGAAUAAUCGGCAAGUAUCCGCCGAACGCGUGGGAGUUUUUCAUCUCACCCGGACAUGGGCUGGCCUGGUGCAAUAUCUUCAAGGCCGCCAGCAGCACGUGGAUGUACUACUUUAACAUUCUAGGUGGCUACGAUGUGCGCUUUCUGCAGCGGACGCGCUCCUCGCCAAUCGAUUUGGCUCGCAAUCGAUUCCCACGGCCAAGCACUGCCGAGCUGAACGACUAUCUGUCGAACACGAUAUCGUUCCUGAUAGUGCGCGAGCCCUUCGAGCGGUUGGUUUCGGCCUACCGGAACAAGCUGGAAGGCUGUCGGAACAAAUACUACAAACUGCUGGGUGAACAGAUCGUGAGAAAGUUUCGCAAGAAACCCAAAAACGGCAAGCUAUUGACGAAAUACCCCAAAGGACCAACAUUCCGCGAGUUUCUCCAGUUUCUCGUAAGUCACUACAAAAGUGGUGGCCGCUUCGACGAACACUGGAGUCCGGUGUACUCGUUCUGUACCCCUUGCAGCAUCAACUUCACCCUGAUUGCGAAGGUCGAGACGUUCCAGAGGGACAGCGAGUACAUUAUACGGCAGGCCGGACUGGAGACGCUGCUGCUGAACAAGCUCCCCCGCAGCAAGGCCCGUGCGAUAGCGAAUCGUUCCACAAGCAAUACCAGAAGUCUGACGCCGAGAUAUUUUUCCCAAAUCGACGAACAUUUGCUGACAGAAGUGCUCGAAAUCUACCAGCUCGAUUUCGAGCUGUUUGGCUACAACAGCACGAAGUACUAUAGCUUCGUGCAAGAGUCGAUGGACGACGGAUAACAGCGUUAGAAGCAGAACGUGAACAAAUGACGUGGCAAACCCGUAAGGCAAGAAAAACCACGUUCAAAAACACAGUCACCAGCGGAAAAGACUUAAAUUUAGGAUAGUGUAAAAAAACAUACAAAUCAUAUGAAAUCCCUGUUCGUUGUACGUUUCGUGAAGAUGUUGUAGCGUGAAAUAUUCAUAUAUUUUUGGAAAAACGUAAAGGCACGAUAAGAAAAAACAACAGUUAACGAUUGUUUUUGUAGGUUAGUUUCGUAUUAUAUGUUGAAACGUAUAAAGGAAAGUGUCAAAGCAGAAGAUAUCAUACCGAGACAGCACAAAUCAUAAAAAAAGCACAAUUAUCAAUGGAAGCACACAAAACACUUAACAAAAAGCUAAUCCCACCUAGUUGACGUCAACAAGCACCAAAACAUGGCGUAGACACUUUGGGAAAAGGGGAGCAUUUAUAAUUCGUAUUGCCAACCUGGCUUAUUAUUAGAUGUGAUCGAUGUUAUUAUAUACGUAUAUGCCCCGCCCGUAAUUUGCAUACACUACAGUGUCGUCCAAACAAUUCCCCCAUUGCUAUUGCGUUUCGCAGUCACCACUGUCCACGAUAAUGUGUUGUAAUAGGGUGAGAAGGGAAUUCCCAGCCGGGCGAUAACUUUUAGCAACAUAAACACAGCACACAUGCACACACGUUUCGAGUGUAUCGACAUCCUGCGACAAAACACGCGUAGCUACCGCUGCAGGUCAAUGUUGGAUCCAAGCGCAUAUGUGAUAACGUUUCCAGACCUGUAUUCAGGCUGAAGAUAGAUGUAGUUAGAAGUGCCAAAUAGUCACUGAAAGUUAUCGUCUUCGAUCGAUGUUUAUUUUUAUGCUUCUCUACUUGUGCUGCACGACUCCACAAAACAAAACAAAAACAUCCGAUUACACCGACAAAGCGUGAAGCGUGAUAAAUCUUCAACAUACCCCAGAGUAAAUGUUGUGUCAAAGACGAUACCCACAAAACCCCAGCACCAACCAAAAAUACCCAACCGAGAAAAAAAGAUCUCUACAAAUCUAGCUGUUAUUCGGAAACAAAUCACUCUCAGAGCGGGAAAGAUUCUGCUCGAGUUAGUUAUACACGGAAACAAAUCUCACAAUAUUGUAUAUGUGUAUGUUUAGGACGAAGAACAAAAAAAACACUGUUUCGAAAAAAACUAUCUAUUUUUAUAGCGAUAUUUGAAACAUUGAAACAUUAUAAAACGAUCGAAAAAUCAAUUCUAAAUUUUUGACCCAGCGUGUUUUGCUUUUUGAACAACAACAACAACAGAGAAUGACUAUCGAAAAUCUAGCAAAAAAAAAUGAAAUCGUGAAUAAUUUUGUUUACACCCACACAGAGACACACUAACACUAGUGAACAGAAAGCGUGCGCGCGUAGCUUAUACAAGCGGAGGAGACGGGAGCCUACACUGUACUAUUGAAUGUCGUUGUCAACUACGUACCUUGUAUUUACAUAAAAAUUGAGAGAUAUUAAGUUAGACACAACCGAUAUGAAAUUGUGACCGGAUGUUUGUUUCACCACGUAUUAUAUAUUCUUCAUACUACCUUUCAUUCAUGCAAACUUACGCAUGUAAACAACAUUCGCAGAAUAAGUCAUUCCAAUAUACCAAUGUAUGGGUGGGCAGCUGACAUGGAGUUGAAUGGGAAAGAUUAUCUGCAAACUGUAUUUGUACAUUCGACAUAUUCGAGGCAAGAAAAAGUAAACACGACAACAGACUGAUUCAAUAAAAAGGAAUAUAUCUUGUAGUUGAAAGGUUCGAACAUAU
Messenger RNA from Toxorhynchites rutilus septentrionalis, 4284 nucleotides. RefSeq names its product carbohydrate sulfotransferase 11. The transcript has 5 exons. Gene Ontology annotation, molecular function: sulfotransferase activity. Bases 1154 to 2494 code for a protein of 446 amino acids. NCBI's taxonomy places the organism in Eukaryota, Metazoa, Arthropoda, Insecta, Diptera, Culicidae. Gene Ontology annotation, cellular component: membrane. The record is from RefSeq and is a predicted model, not a curated record. Gene Ontology annotation, biological process: carbohydrate biosynthetic process.